Messenger RNA from Apis laboriosa (Himalayan honeybee), 3714 nucleotides. RefSeq names its product dyslexia-associated protein KIAA0319-like protein. The transcript has 15 exons. Gene Ontology annotation, cellular component: cytoplasmic vesicle; plasma membrane. Lineage: Eukaryota; Metazoa; Arthropoda; Insecta; Hymenoptera; Apidae. Bases 383 to 3241 code for a protein of 952 amino acids. The record is from RefSeq and is a predicted model, not a curated record.
UUUAUUUUUAUGAAUUUGAUAAGUCCAUAUUACGAUUAAUAUAUAUUCUAUUUCGGUAACGACGUAUUAACUCGUAAAACUUUAUUGAUUUUCUUUAUUUGACUUUUAUUCCAAUGUAACAGGAAAUAUGAUAAUUGCCCCUAUAGUUGAUUAGCUGCUGGUGUUGAUAAUAACAUGCUGUUAAUAUAUGAUAAGCCUGUGCCGUGUAUGUCUGCAUACAAGUUGGAAUUAAUAGCAGCCGAACGAUUUUUUGGCAGUCUACGAUCAGUAUUUGAUAAUAAAAUAAUCCAUAAAGUGACUGAUGUGUCAUAAAAUAACCUGAAAUUUUCGAUUAUUUCAAUCUUUAUUAUUUACUUUAAAUCAUAGAGAUAAGAAGUUUAAAAUGUUUAAAAUCCUUUACUUGGAAUUAUAUUUAUUGCUUUUUGGAAAUUGUAUUGGUGAUUAUUCAGAUUGGGAUACAAAAUGGCAAAUAUUAUGUCCUGGUUUAUAUCCCAGAGCUUUUACAAGUUACACACCCCAUGGAAAUCUUUCUAGUGGAAUAUAUACCAUGCAACCUCAUUUAAGUAGUAUGAAACACUGUGUGGCAACAUGUUGUACCAAAACCACAUGUAAUGUGGCUCUUAUGCAUAAUGGUACUUGUUACCAUGUGCAAUGUGAAAGUUCCAAAAUAUGUAUGCCUUUAUAUAGAAAAGAUUUGGCAAAUGAAAAUCCUCCAAGUAUGAUUCUAGUUAAACCUGUGGAAGAAGAUGAGAUGUGGAGUGAUUUAUUAGAUCAGAUGAAUGAUGAUACUGGAGGGUUUCUUAUGGAUGGUACAGAAGGAGAUCAUAUUCUUUUUGGUGGAUCAAGUUGUAUUACUCAAACGAAUUGUUUAGAACAUGAAAUUUGUGUGAAAUCUGAAGAUAAAUCUGAUAUUGGAAUUUGUCAAUGUUCUACUGGAUUUAAACGUAACAUGGCAGGAAUUUGCACUUUGAUGGAAGACAUAGAACUUGGUGUAACACCACAAAUGAAAACACAAAAUAUAAAAGAUUCAAGUACAUCUGUAAAACCACCAAUAAAAAGAUUAUUAGUCUCUGUUGUUUCAAAAGAAGUACGCUUACCAGAAAAUGAAGUAACAUUAUCUGCCUAUACUGUACCAGCAGAACAAAAAAAUGAACAUUAUAAUUAUGCUUGGAGUCUUUUAAGUCAACCAGAUGGUCAUACUGGUAUAAUGACUAAUCAAAAUCGCAUGACUGUAAAAUUAAGUAACUUAUCUGAGGGUUUAUAUACUUUUAAAGUAACAGUAAAUGGUCCAAAUGCCUAUGGUGAGGCAUAUGCAAAUGUUAGUGUUUUGCCACCUAAAAGAAUAAAUCAACCCCCUAUUGCAAUAAUUUCACCUGCUUCGCAAGUUGUAAAAUUACCAAAUACGGGGGCUGUGUUAGACGGUUCGUCAAGUAAAGACGAUGAUCGUAUUACUUCUUACCGUUGGGAAUUACAACAAGGUCCUAUUGGAUAUCAUCCUAAUCUAGUUGAUACACCUACUUUACAAUUAGAUAAUCUUAUCCCUGGCAAUUAUACUUUUAAAUUAACAGUUGAAGAUUCCAAUCAUAUUACUAAUUCUACGAGUGCUAAUAUAACAGUUUUAAAAGUAACUGAUUAUCCUCCUAGUGCAAAUGCAGGCCAAGAUAUUAUCAUAUAUUUACCUCAAAAUACAUUAACGCUUAAUGGUAAUUUAAGUACAGAUGAUCAUGGAAUAGCAAAUUGGGAAUGGACAAAAAGUCCUUCAGAUCAAAACAAAGCAGUAGAUAUGCAAAAUACGAGAACGCCGUAUUUACAAUUAUCUAAUUUGGAAGAGGGAAUGUAUACAUUUGUGUUAAAAGUAACAGAUGAUUCAGAACAAUCUUCGAUAGCCGAGAUUCAUGUAUUUGUAAAACCACCAACUAAUAAACCACCAAAAGCUGAUGCUGGCGAAGAUAUAACUAUAGCGUUACCCGAAACAAAAACUGUACUUGAUGGUCGUAAAAGUAAAGAUGAUAUUAAGAUUGUAUCAUAUCAUUGGGAACAAAUGAGUGGGCCAAAUAAAGCUGAAUUCUCAGCAAUGAAUGAAUCAGUUACGAAUAUAACAAAAUUAACAAAGGGUGAUUACGAAUUUAAGUUAACUGUAAUUGACGAUAAUGGAAAUAAAGAUUCAGAUGCUGUCAAAGUAAAAGUUACACAAAAUAAAAAUGCUCCUCCAAAAGCAAAUGCAGGUGGGGAUCAAGUUGUUGUAGCACCUAUUAGUGCAUUAAUUAUUAAUGGAUCUCGAUCAAUUGACGAUUUAAGAAUUAGUGAAUGGACAUGGACAAGAGAUCCAUCUAGUCUUGCUAUAGGUACUAUAGUUCAAAAUACUGACAAAUCGCCAAUUUUAAUGCUGACUGAUAUUGUGCCAGGUAGAUAUGUUUUCAGACUAAAAGUAAUGGAUGAUCAAGGUCUUAAUAGUGAGGAUACUGUAUCUGUGAUAGUAAAACCAGAUCCUCAAUUAUUGCAUUUAGUUGAAUUAACGUUGAAUAUUGGAGCAAAUAUGUUAACAGUAUCGCAAAAAAAUUCAUUGGUAUUAAAAUUGCAAAUGUUAUUACGAGAUGAAGCAUCAAUUAUUGUUCGAAAUUUAAGAGCAGAACCACAUACUGGUAGAGCUGUUUUAAUUUUUUAUGUUGAAAAAAAAGGAAAAGUUACUAUGCAUGGACCAGAAGUAGUUAAACGAUUAAAAGAAAAAUUAAGACAAGAUUCAGGUCUUCUUCAAUUAUCUGUGGCAAAUAUUGAUACUGCUGUAUGUCAAAAUAAUUGUUCAGGUCAUGGAGUAUGUGAUCAAGAAACAAGAUUAUGUAUGUGUGAAGCAUUUUGGAUGCAAAAUUUAAUACAGAAAUAUUUUGGUAAUGGUGACUCUAAUUGUGAUUGGAGUAUUCUUUACGUAAUAAUAGCAUUACUGUCUCUAGUCGUGUGUUGGGUUGGUCUUAUUUGGGGUCUUGUUUGUCUGUGUCAAAGAAUAUGUAUAGGUAAACGUCGUUCACUUCGUACUAAGAAAAAACCACCACGAUAUUCUCUUUUACAACCAGAACCAGAAGACGAAAGCAACACAUUUUCAACUCACAAAAUGGUAUUAUCUGAAUCAGAUACGGAUUCUGAUGAUGUCUUAUUCGAACACCGCAAAGCGAAAAAUAGCAGUCAAGUAAGAAAUGGUAAAUCUCGAAAUGGCUUUAUUAAAGUGGGUUCUAGAGUGAAAACAUGAGGAAUAUAUAAAAUAUAAAAUCUCGUUAAACGACGCACAUUCAUAUAUGUUUGGCCAAAAAGAAAAACGAAAAAAAGCAUAAAAAAUACUAGUCAGUUACAGGGCUGUAAUUUUAAGUAUGUACUUAACAAGAAAAAUAUGAUUUCUCAAACAGAAGUUGCCACUUGUAAAAAGAAUUUAGACGUACUUAAGUAUUGAUUAGAGAAAUAAGAAAACACAUGUUCACUUCAUUGCGUCUUGUUUGAUUUAUUUGAAAUAAUAUUUAUUAAUAUCAUGCAUUUGUAUUUGAAACUUAUUAUAUAUAAUUAUAUAUAUACUGCUCGUAUACAUGCGAGCGGUACUAUAGCACAAUGAUCAAAUUUGAUUUGAUUACGGCCUUAGAAAAUAAUUGGAAUUAAUAUUUAUAUAAAAUAAUCAUUUCUUGUGUCCAUAUAUCCCUUGUAUGUAAUAUUUGCUCUUUAAUAUAUAUAUCA